Molecule: messenger RNA, 1950 nt
Organism: Trematosphaeria pertusa
Lineage: Eukaryota; Fungi; Ascomycota; Dothideomycetes; Pleosporales; Trematosphaeriaceae
Product: heat shock protein-like protein 70
Exons: 6
Coding region: 1-1950 (649 amino acids)
Biological process (GO): vesicle-mediated transport; cellular response to unfolded protein; protein refolding
Cellular component (GO): plasma membrane; cytoplasm; nucleus
Molecular function (GO): ATP-dependent protein folding chaperone; ATP hydrolysis activity; misfolded protein binding
Source: RefSeq, a predicted model, not a curated record
AUGGCCCCCGCCGUCGGUAUCGACCUGGGAACUACCUACUCCUGUGUAGGCAUUUUCCGCGAUGACCGCAUCGAGAUCAUUGCCAACGAUCAGGGAAACCGCACGACGCCGUCCUUUGUUGCCUUCACCGACACCGAGCGCCUGAUCGGAGACUCCGCAAAGAACCAGGUCGCCAUGAACCCCGCCAACACUGUCUUCGAUGCGAAGCGCCUCAUCGGUCGCAAGUUCGCCGACCCUGAGGUGCAGGCCGACAUGAAGCACUUCCCAUUCAAGGUCAUCGAGAAGCAGGGCAAGCCUGUCGUUCAGGUCGAGUUCAAGGGCGAGACAAAGACCUUCACCCCCGAAGAGAUCUCUUCGAUGGUGUUGACCAAGAUGCGCGAAACUGCCGAAUCCUAUCUUGGAGGCACAGUUAACAACGCUGUUGUCACAGUCCCCGCCUACUUCAACGACUCCCAGCGCCAGGCCACAAAGGAUGCUGGUCUCAUCGCCGGCCUAAAUGUCCUCCGUAUCAUCAACGAGCCUACUGCGGCUGCUAUCGCCUAUGGUCUUGACAAGAAGGCUACCGGCGAGCGCAACGUCCUCAUCUUCGAUCUCGGUGGCGGCACCUUUGAUGUGUCUCUCCUCACCAUCGAGGAGGGCAUUUUCGAAGUCAAGUCAACGGCUGGUGACACCCACCUGGGUGGUGAAGACUUCGACAACCGACUCGUGAACCACUUCGUCUCUGAGUUUAAGAGGAAACAUAAGAAAGAUCUUACGACCAAUGCUCGUGCUCUGCGUCGUCUCCGCACUGCUUGCGAGCGUGCCAAGCGCACACUCUCUUCCUCGGCCCAGACCUCGAUCGAGAUUGAUUCCCUGUAUGAGGGUGUAGACUUUUACACGUCAAUCACUCGAGCACGCUUCGAGGAGCUCUGCCAGGACCUUUUCCGCUCCACCAUGGAGCCGGUCGAGCGUGUCCUCCGUGACGCUAAGUGCGACAAGACGUCUGUCCACGAGAUCGUCUUGGUCGGAGGCUCCACUCGUAUCCCGAAAAUCCAGAAGAUGGUCUCCGACUUCUUCAACGGCAAGGAGCCCAACAAGUCCAUCAACCCCGACGAAGCUGUUGCUUACGGUGCCGCUGUCCAGGCCGCCAUCUUGUCCGGUGAUACUUCCUCGAAGUCGACCAACGAGAUCCUACUCUUGGAUGUCGCCCCUCUUUCCAUCGGUAUCGAGACCGCUGGUGGUGUCAUGACGCCUCUCAUCAAGCGCAACACCACCAUUCCGACUAAGAAGAGCGAGGUCUUCUCCACUUUCAGCGACAACCAGCCCGGUGUGCUCAUCCAGGUCUACGAGGGUGAGCGUGCUAGGACCAAGGACAACAACCUGCUCGGGAAGUUCGAGCUCACCGGUAUUCCGCCUGCGCCUCGUGGAGUUCCGCAAAUCGAGGUUACGUUCGAUGUUGACGCCAACGGUAUCAUCAACGUCUCAGCUCUCGAGAAGGGAACAGGAAAGACGAACAAGAUUGUUAUUACCAACGACAAGGGCCGUCUAUCCAAGGAGGAGAUUGAGCGGAUGUUGGCCGAAGCUGAGAAGUACAAGGCCGAAGACGAGGCUGAGGCAGCUCGUAUCUCUGCCAAGAACGCUCUCGAGUCAUACGCCUACUCGCUGCGCAACACCAUGAACGACUCCAAGGUCGACGAGAAGCUCGAUGCGUCCGACAAGGAGAAGCUGAAGUCCGAAAUCGACAAGAUCGUGGCUUGGCUCGACGACAACCAGCAGGCCACCAAGGACGAGUACGAGUCACAGCAGAAGGAGCUUGAAUCGAUCGCCAACCCGAUCAUGAUGAAGUUCUACGGCGCUGGCGGCGAGGGUGGUAUGCCCGGUGGCAUGCCCGGCGGUGCUGGCGGCUUCCCCGGCGGUGCUCCGGGCGGUGGCCACUCCGACGACGGCCCGACCGUCGAGGAGGUUGACUAA